ACCGCUGACAGUCUCUUCACCUCAGCACCGUCUGUUUCUGCAAUCUCUCGCUUCCACAUGCAACCUGCUACCACACCAUCAUCAACAUGCUCGCUCUUAUGAAUCGCUACACUUUAAUAUCAGCCGCACUGCUCUGCCUGAUGCCAUCUGGCCAUACUGGCAAAAAGCCUGUAAAGUGCCCUUCAUCCUGCAGCUGCUCCAAGGAGUCCAUCAUAUGCGUCGGUUCAUCAUAUGUACCGCGGAUCAUUCCGACCGAUGUUACUUCACUGAGCGUUGUGAAUGGUACCUUCUCUGAAGUCAAGGAGGCAAUGUUUGCACAUAUACCUUCUCUACAACUACUAUUACUUAACUCAAAUGCUCUUACCACAAUUAGGGAUGACGCAUUUUCUGGCCUACCACAUCUUGAAUAUUUGUUUAUAGAAAACAACAAGAUUGAGACAACAUCAAAAUAUUCCUUCAGGGGGCUCAGAGACCUGACUCACCUGUCUUUGGCAAAUAACAACAUCAGAGCCUUGCCGAGAGAUCUCUUCAUUGAUCUGGAUUCACUUAUAGAGCUAGACCUUAGGGGUAAUGCGUUUGAGUGCGACUGCCGUGCUAAAUGGCUGAUGACGUGGCUGAAGAGCACCAAUGCCUCAGUAUCAGAUAUUAUUUGUGCUGGCCCAGAGGAGAUGAAGGGCAUGCGGCUCAAUGACAUGGCAAGCCUUCAUGAUGAAUGCAUUUCCACAGAUUUCAUUCCUCUUCAGUCAGUGAUAACAGAGUCUCUAUCUGUGGACACGUUCUCCCACAAGAAUGACGUGUAUGUGGCCAUCGCUGCUCCUAACAUAGAAAGCUGCAUGGUGCUUCAGUGGGACCAUAUUGAAAUGAACUUCAGGAGUUAUGACAACAUAACAGGUCAGUCCAUUGUUGGCUGCAAGUCAGUGAUCAUCCAGGACUUGGUAUUCAUGAUUGUUGCUCAGCUUUUUGGUGGUUCUCACAUCUAUAAGUUUGAUGAGGACCAAAGCAAAUUCAUCAAGUUUCAGGACAUUGAAGUGUCCAAGAUCUCCAAGCCCAAUGACAUUGAAGCGUUUCAGAUUGGAGAUGACUGGUUCUUUAUUAUAGCCGACAGUUCUAAAGCUGGUCUAUCAACCCUCUACAAGUGGAACAACAAAGGCUUCUACUCCUACCAAUCCUUGCACGAGUGGUUCCGUGAUACCGAUGCAGAGUUUGUAAAUCUGGAUGGCAAGGCUCAUCUGAUUCUGGCUAGUCGUUCCCAGGUUCCAGUCAUCUACCAGUGGAGCAAGAGUUCACAGAAGUUUGUGUUACAGGGUGAAAUCCCCAACAUGGAGGAUGUUGUAGCUGUCAAGACUUUUUUGAUUAAGGAGGAGUUGUACCUGGCGAUGACACGAUAUAUUGGUGACUCUAAAAUCCUUCACUGGACUGCUAAGCAUUUCUCUGAGGUGCAGGCCCUUCCAUCAAGAGGUUCCAUGAUUCUUCAGCCAUUCACCUUCAAAGAUCGCUACUAUCUAGCUUUAGGUAGCGACUACACUUUCUCUCAGGUCUAUCUGUGGGAUGCAGAGAAACAGGUGUUUGAGCGCUUCAAGGAGGUUUACAUCCAGGCUCCGCGCUCCUUCACCAUGGUCUCCACAUACCGCAGAGACUUUAUAUUUGCUUCCAGCUUUAAGGGGAGCACACAGAUAUUCGAGCACAUCAUUAUUGAUCUGAGUCUGUAAAAUUCUACAUUGACUAUGGGUGGAGAUUGCCCAGCAGAAGUAUUUCAGCACUCACAAUGUCUUCCAUCCAAAAACUGAUAUUUUGCAAGUGGCUGAGAAGCAAGUUUGUAAAAUGCUUUGUGGUUUCUUUGUAUGGUGCAUGAUAUUCCAUGCAUUUGUUGACAUUUAUUUAGGAGAACCAUUUUUUUACAACCUUAGCAAGAAAUCCUCCAUACCAAUUAGAAAAUUAUGACAUGAAAAGCUAAAGCGUAUGAAGAGUUUCAGUCCAAAACAAUGCUGAUCCAUUUGCUUUAAUUUUUUUCCAUUUAAUUUGCUAAGGAAGGGAUUACAUUAAUUGUACGUUUUGCAAAUCGGACUUUAGUAUGU
Messenger RNA from Trichomycterus rosablanca, 2075 nucleotides. RefSeq names its product leucine-rich repeat LGI family, member 2a (gene lgi2a). Gene Ontology annotation, biological process: inhibitory synapse assembly. Lineage: Eukaryota; Metazoa; Chordata; Actinopteri; Siluriformes; Trichomycteridae. The transcript has 8 exons. The coding region runs from base 87 to 1709 and encodes 540 amino acids. Gene Ontology annotation, molecular function: protein binding. The record is from RefSeq and is a predicted model, not a curated record.